Sinocyclocheilus grahami is the source of this 2504-nucleotide messenger RNA. RefSeq names its product tyrosine-protein kinase ABL1-like. The transcript is spliced from 4 exons. The coding region runs from base 1 to 2202 and encodes 733 amino acids. Lineage: Eukaryota; Metazoa; Chordata; Actinopteri; Cypriniformes; Cyprinidae. Gene Ontology annotation, biological process: protein phosphorylation. Gene Ontology annotation, molecular function: non-membrane spanning protein tyrosine kinase activity; ATP binding. The record is from RefSeq and is a predicted model, not a curated record.
AUGUCUCCUGGGUUCAGCGGCCAGUCGUUUUAUCUUAACUUGUGUAUUGUGUCUUCUGCUGGGUUUGUAGGCUCGGUUCUGUGCUGUUAUCUCGCUCACGCUCUCGUGUCUGUUCCUCUGCAGCUGUAUGUUUCGUCGGAGAGCCGCUUUAACACUCUGGCGGAGCUGGUUCACCAUCAUUCCACCGUGUCUGACGGUCUGAUCACCACGCUGCAUUACCCAGCGCCCAAACGCAACAAGCCCACCAUCUACGGCGUCUCGCCCAACUACGACAAGUGGGAGAUGGAGCGCACAGAUAUCACCAUGAAGCACAAGCUGGGAGGAGGGCAGUAUGGAGAGGUGUACGAGGGCGUCUGGAAGAAAUACAACCUGACCGUGGCUGUCAAAACACUGAAGGUCAGAGACACGUCGAGAACGCAUCACACUCGGCCUUCUUUUGCUGAAACCCACCAGGCGUUUGAGACAAUGUUUCAAGAGUCCAGUAUCUCCGAUGAGGUGGAGAAAGAGUUGGGCAAAAAGGGUAAGAAGCUGACACUGAGUCCGAUACAGCAGGCUCCAGAACUUCCCACUAAGACGAGGACACUGCGAAGACAUACGGACAGCAGGGAUGGCGACAGUCCCGACGCAGCAGAGGCCGAGGUAACUGGGCCCCCGAUGCUCCCGAGGCCUGUCCUUGAUAGCAACUUAAACGAAGACGAUCGCCUCCUAGCCAAAGAUAAAGAUAAGUUCCGAAUGAAUCCGUUCAGUUUAAUCAAGAAAAAGAAGAGAACGGCUCCGGCACCGCCUAAACGCAGCAGCUCCUUCGGGAAGAUGGAUGGGCAACUGGAUCGUAGAGGACUGGCUUCCGAAUGCAGAGAUGAUUUUAACAAUGGCGCUUCCACUAACGACGGCAUCGACCCUUCUAAAUUGGUCGGCUCCAACAGUACAACGAUUGUCGGAGUCACCAAUGGAGCCAUGGUUUUUCCCGGUCAGCUCUUUCCAUCUCAUUCACGGAAAAAGGGGACAACAUCGGCCGGCGGAGGGAAGCUUGCCACGACUCCACCUGCAGAAGAAGACCCCAUGUCAAACUCCAAGCGCUUCUUAAGGUCUUCUUCCACCUCUAGCAUGCUUCCGGGGUCCGAGCGCACCGAGUGGAAGUCGGUCACCUUGCCCCGUGAUAUCCAGUUGUCUCACUUCGACUCGGGAACCUUUGGAGGAAAGCCAGCUCUGCCUCGCAAGAAAGCCGAUUGUGUGCCCCGUGGUGGCACCCUUACUCCGCCACCGCGCCUUCCCAAGAAAACCGACUCGGAUGCACCAGACGAAGUGUUUAAGGACUCGGAGUCUAGUCCUGGAUCAAGUCCUUUGACUCGGACACCGAAGCUCAGCCAUCGGACGGAAAGCUCCAAAACGAGCGCCUUGCAAGCAGAGCUGUUCAAACCCAAUGUGCUUCCUCUUCCAGGAGACGAAUGCAGACCUCGUAGGCUCAAGAACUCUUCCGAAGUCCCUGUACAAAGAGACCGAGAGAAGGGGAAGUUCGCCAAACCCAAACCAGCUCCUCCUCCGCCUCCGGUCUCGAGCGGCAAAUCCGGAAAGACUUCGAGGAGUCCCACUUUUGACGUUUCUUCAGAUACCAAAGCCAAAGGCUCGUCUGAACACAACCCUCCAAGUUCCGGAUCCGCAGAACAAGGCAAAGGCAUGAGUCUUUCCCAAGAAUGUGCUAAGAAUGUACCAAAAAACACCUCAAAAGUGCAGCCCCCAAAGACGACUUCUAUAUCCCCAAGCAGUCAGCUGCCAGGAAUGGGAACCGGAUCGGCUGCCGGUGAUCCGGGAUCCAAUUUCAUUCCCCUCAUGACGACUCGCCGCUCACUAAGGAAGACGCGCCAGCCGUCGGAGCGGCUCUCCAACUCCUGCAUCACGCGCGAGAUGCUCUUGGAGAGCACCGAGCUCCUGCGAGCCGCCAUCGGCCGCAUUACGGAGCAGACCGGCAGCCAUAGCGCGGUGCUGGAAGCCGGCAAGAAUCUGUCCAAGUAUUGCGCGACCUACGUCGAGUCCAUCCAGCAGAUGCGCAACAAGUUUGCUUUCCGCGAAGCCAUCAAUAAGUUGGAGAGCAGCCUGCGCGAGCUGCAGAUCUGCCCCGCCGCCACCGGGGGAGCCAACACGCCUCAAGACUUUUCAAAGCUGCUUUCCUCCGUCAAGGAGAUCAGUGACAUUGUUCAGAGGUAGCGGAGAAGAGCACGGAUGCGACCGGUGUCAUCUGCGUGUCUGGGGCUUCUCUGGUGAUGUGAGCCACCUCGGCUUUUCUCAUGCCAAAUAGAGGAACGUUUCCGAACGGUUCAGUGUCUUAUUACUGUGCACAAGUGCAGGGGAACCGUUCCACUUGGCGAUCUUAAGGUAGCCCAGGUUCAAGUCGUAGUGACUUGAUUGAGUCUCUGUAAUUCCUUGACUUUCCUCACUGCAAAAAAUGGUUUUCUUUCUUAGUAUUUGUCUUGUUUUCUAGUGUAAAUGUCUUCAAAUUCUGGAAUUAA